Molecule: messenger RNA, 2100 nt
Organism: Cloeon dipterum
Lineage: Eukaryota; Metazoa; Arthropoda; Insecta; Ephemeroptera; Baetidae
Product: mini-chromosome maintenance complex-binding protein
Exons: 13
Coding region: 118-1884 (588 amino acids)
Biological process (GO): DNA-templated DNA replication
Molecular function (GO): chromatin binding
Source: RefSeq, a predicted model, not a curated record
CUGCUGUGGAGCUUUAAAAACAUCAUUUUGAUCGGUCGUGAUAGAAAGUGAAGGCACGCACUAGACGAUCUUUAAUCCAAUUUUUAAGUCAAACGACGUUGAAGUUUUUCUCUCAUCAUGAAAAACGCAGCUUUAGAAUGCGUUCAAUCCUGGAAUGCAGAUUUCGUUGAAAACAAUCUCAAGGAUUGCUUAGAAAAACUGAGUGACUAUGAAACCUGGCAAAAGGUAAGUCUUUACUCGGCCACGCAUUCACACCAUUACAAGGAAGGUCAGCUGGUCAGGAUUCAGGGCAUGAUCCAGGAUAUGCACAACCCUGAGUACUAUGUCUCCAAAUAUACAGUCUGCAACAAGGCCACUGGGACCAAAACCGUGCGAUCCGGCAAAUACAAGGACGUAAUGAGAGUUGAGCCUGGAGAAAGCGCCAGGUGUGCCAAAGAUGGCAAGGACGCUAGAGAACGACAGAACCUUUUCUGCAUCCCUAUUCCUGCCUUGAACAAGUGGGCGCUUGACAUACACAAGCAAAAUGUUGCUUUGCCGGAAAUCCAUGCGGAAUUCGGCCAAAGCCAAGGGGUGAAAAGGAAGGAAAUGGAUGAGGAUCACAAUGAUGAAGAAAUGGUAUGCGAAGAUAGCUUCAAGGAGGUGAAGAAAACUGAAGUCAGGAUUGAAAAUGUGGCGCCCACCAGCAGUGCAAGUGAAAACCAGUCCCCUCAGAACUUGGACGACAUCAAGAAUUUCAGUUUCCCUGUCAAAAACGUAGAGGGCCAGCCGUUUUACCUCAAAGUCUACGAAUACGAUCAGUCAACUGUGAUGAACAGCAUGGUGGAGGUGGUGGGUUUCUUAUCAGCCGACCCAGCUAUAUCCUACGUGGAGGACGACAUGGAGGAGAGCGGGAAGAAGCUCCCGGCCUCCUUGAUUCCCCGCUUGCAUGUAGUCUGCCUAAAGAAUGUGGAGCACUGCAAUCCUCUGCUUCCCUCUUUCAACUUCUCAUCUGAUGCAGCGCUUGCUUUUGCAAAUGCCCAGGCAGCGGUGUGCGACCUCAAGAUUAUUUUCACACCUUUGCUGUUGGGGGACAAGCUUGCUGUCGACUUUCUUAUUUGCAAUCUGCUAUCCAAAGUGUUUGUGAGGAAAGAUGUGACUCAGUUAGGUCACUUAUCUCUCAACCUUCAUGAGGUGCCAAAAAUGACUGGAUAUGUGGAGAAAUUUUACAGCAUUCUUGAACAGCUGGUGACAAAAUCACACUACUUUCCCCUCACAAUUGAAGUGCUCAACUCGACGCCUUUCGUUCCCAAGAAGGACUACACAUGUGACAAACUGAGAAGCGGCCUUCUGCAGCUAUCCCAGGGAACGUUUUUGGUGUUUGAUGAGACUAAAAUGACUGUUGGUCAACUCCUUGACUUGGGAACUAAAAACGUGAUGGCUCUGAAGAGCUUUCUGGAGCGCCAAGAGGUGGAAUACGAUUUUCAAUUUUACGCGACGCCUUUCCAAACUGAUUUGUCAAUCAUAAUAUUUUCUGAAAGGAAAUCCCUGUUUGAAUGUGAUGCGCGGGUUCCACUUGAGAGCGACCCUGAAGCUGUGAAGGCGUUGGAGGCCUCGUUUGAAGCGGCUGUUUUGUACCUCAGGAAUGACGAAGUCACCACCAGAAUCAGGCGUUUCUUGACCGCCGCGCAGCUGGCCAAUUAUGAGAUUCCGGAGAUUGUUCAAACGAGAGUUCAAGAAGACUUUGUCGAAAUGCGCCAGAGGGACAAAAACUUCACUGGCGAUGAUUUGCAUAUUGUGCUGAACUUGGCCAGGUUGCUAACCCUGAGCACUGGAGCACAAGCGCUGACUGCUGAAAUCUGGAAGCAAGCAUGCGCCAUGGAAGGGGCGAGGAGGGCGCGACUUUAACAUUAAGGUUAGGAUCAUCAAUAUCAUAGAAAUCAUGUUUGGAUUUUGUAACGGUUCAGGAGCACAGUCCUGCCCUUUUUUGUUAAUCAACAAUUUUCGGUGAUUUGAAUUAUUAUUGUAAUUUUUCAUCUGCAAAAAGAUGAUUUUAAAAGAAAGAAUUCAGUUUUCGCCUGUAAGCCACAAGGUGCGUUUAAUAUAUUUAUAUUUUGAAACAGA